CCGCCCCCAGAGAGGAGCUGCCGGGAAACGAAAGUGAAUUGUGGCGGAGCGGAGUUGGAGGGGGUAGGGCUGCCGUUCCUCCUGUCAAGCCCAGGCGUGCCCGUGGACGGCUCCGAGUCCUGCUUUUCCCUUCUCCUCUUUGUUCCGGCCCGAGGCAGAGCCCCUUCCCCCUUUAAAAAUGAAGAGAAGAGCAGAACCUGAAUAUAGCAGUCCACAGAAAAGGCAGAAAAAACGGGUAGAAGAGUUGGGUCUGACUCUCAGUUCCACAUCAGAUGAUGAAACUCAACUUAGUAGUAACCAUGCAGCUCAAGAUUCUUCCACCACAAGCAGCAGUGAGUCUGAUAGUGAAAGCAGUGAGAGGCGGCCUGCUCUUGGCCCUUUCAGUAAUAAAUUCAGUGCAGAUUCCCUUGUGGAGGGCACAUCUUCCCGCUACUCCAUGUACAACAGUGUGUCCCAGAAGCUCAUGGCUAAAAUGGGGUUUCGAGAAGGUGAAGGUCUUGGCAAAUAUGGCCAGGGAAGGCAAGAGAUUGUGGAGGCCUCACAACAGAAAGGAAGACGUGGAUUGGGGCUCACUCUGAAAGGAUUUGAUGGAGAGGUGAACGUUAACUGGCAAGAUGAGCCAGAGGCUAGUGCUUAUGAACAAGUGGACUGGUGCCCAGAAUGUACCACAGAAAUUCCAGAUGCUGAAGAAAUGAAGGAUUGGAUAAUGAUAGGAAAGAAGAAACUGGUGAUAGAUGAUGAAACGGAAUUCUGUGGAAAAGAACUCCUAAACAGCCUGCUCCAAUGCAAGAGUGUUUUCGAUGUGCUGGAUGGAGAGGAGAUGCGCCGGGCUCGUACAAGAUCCAAUCCCUACGAGAUGAUCCGUGGAGUCUUCUUCCUCAACAGAGCUGCAAUGAAGAUGGCAAACAUAGAUUAUGUCUUCGACUACAUGUUUACAAACCCAAAGGAUUCUCGUGGGAAACCACUAAUAAAAGAACGUGAUGCUGAGCUGCUGUACUUUGCUGAUGUAUGUGCUGGCCCUGGUGGUUUCUCGGAAUAUGUCCUCUGGAGGAGGAAGUGGCAUGCGAAAGGUUUUGGGAUGACCUUAAAAGGACCAAACAAUUUCAAACUGGAGGAUUUCUAUGCUGCUUCUAGUGAGCUUUUUGAGCCUUACUAUGGUGAAGGGGGUGUUGAGGGAGAUGGUGACAUUACCCGUCCUGAGAACAUUUCUGCCUUUCAGCAUUUUGUGCUGGACAGCACAGACCAGAAGGGGGUGCAUUUCUUGAUGGCUGAUGGGGGCUUUUCUGUAGAGGGGCAGGAAAACAUCCAAGAGAUUUUAAGCAAGCAGCUGAUGCUUUGUCAAUUCCUCACAGGACUCUCUGUUAUACGGACAGGAGGGCACUUUGUCUGCAAAACCUUUGACUUGUUCACACCAUUCAGUGUUGGCCUUAUGUAUUUGUUGUAUUGCUGCUUUGAACGUGUGUCAAUCUUCAAACCUGUGACAAGCCGUCCUGCCAAUUCGGAAAGGUAUGUGAUAUGCCGCGGAUUAAAAUCUGGAAUUGAUGAAGUGAGAGAAUAUCUUUUCACAGUGAACAUCAAACUCAACCAGCUACGCAACUCUGACCAAGAUGUUAAUCUUGUUGUUCCCCUGGAAGUAAUGAGAGGUGAUCAUGAUUUCUCUGACUACAUGAUCCGCUCAAAUAAAAGACUCUGUGCUGUUCAGAUUAAAGCCCUGGCCAAAAUUCGUGCCUUUGUUCAAGACACGACUUUGAAUGAACCACGUCAGGCUGAUAUCCGAAAAGAAUGCCUCCGACUUUGGGGGAUUCCAGACCAAGCCCGAGUUGCUCCAUCCUCUUCUGAUCCCUUGUCCAAGUUCUAUGAGCUAACUCAGAGUGCUGACAUAAAGAUCUUUAGUUAUAAACCAACUCCUCUCAACUCAAAAACUUUGGAAAAAAUUCGACCAGUGCUGGAUUACAGAUGCAUGGUAUCGGGAAGUGAGCAGAAGUUUCUUCUGUCACUAGGGAAGUCUCAGAUAUACACUUGGGCUGGUCGCCCAUCAGAUCGCUGGACCAAACUGGACUUGAAAAUAGAACUGCCGCGGGAUACGCUUCUGUCUGUGGAGAUUGUUCAUGAGCUGAAAGGAGAGGGCAAAGCCCAGCGAAAAAUCAAUGCCAUCCACAUCCUGGAUGCUCUGGUGCUGAAUGGCAGUGAUGUCAGAGAACAGCAUUUCAAUCAGCGAAUUCAGCUGGCAGAAAAGUUUGUGAAAGCUGUCUCUAAACCUAGCCGCCCAGAUAUGAGCCCCAUCAGAGUAAAGGAAGUGUACAGGCUAGAGGACAUGGAAAAGAUCUUUCUCAGGUUAGAAAUGAAGGUCAUCAAGAGCUCAGGUGGAAUCCCACGGCUAUCCUACACUGGCCGCGAUGACAGGCAUUUUGUACCUUUUGGAUUGUACAUCGUUCGGACUGUUAGCGAGCCCUGGACCAUGGGAUUCAGCAAAACCUCUAACCGGAAGUUUUUCUACAAUAAGGCAACACAAUAUGCCACAUACGAACUGCCUCCAGAAGCUGUUGCACCAUUUCAUGUUUGUUAUCCUGGUCGCCUCUUCUGGGAAUGGGAUGAUGGUAUCAAAGUACAUGACUCUCAGAAAAGAGAAGAUCCAGAGAAACUAUCGAAAGAAACGGUUCUAUCCUUCAUCAGACAACAUUUCACCCUGUGAUUACUCUCUCGUCAGAUCUUAGGGUAUGGGGAAUGACCCUAGCCUGGAAUAUUCAGCAGGGAGCCAUGGAAAGAAACACUUGUCAAAGUGGUCCGAUUGGAUGAUAAGGACUGAAUCCAAAAGAAACAGGAGAAGGCUUUGGAUUUUAAAAUAGUACAGCAUAGAAAUAUCUGCUCCUGGCCGCACUAAGACUGUAGCAGUGCACAUUCUUCUGAAUGGAUCCUCAUUGUAUCUUCCUAGGGCUUUUCCCCCUUGACAUCUGGGUUGUACUAGCAGGCAACAAAGGAAGAAGAGGAUGCACAGAACACUCUUGGCAUUUGUAAAAUUGGAGGCCAAAUGACUGUUGACAGAACUACUUGAGCGAGGACAGAAAAAUGAAUAUACUUUUAGUAACUCUUUCUUGUUCCUCUCUAUGUGAAUUCACUGAGAAGAAUACUUGGUUAUUGUAAUUUGGCUUGUGGCUGCAGCCUAGAAGUUCUGAGAGUUCAGGUCUUAGCAGGAAGAAACCAGACAGGUAGAGUUUUUGAAUUAAUAAUUUAGAUACGCUUACUGCCGAUAGUGACUUGUGACUCAUCAAAGUUGGAUUUUAUGCUUCUAUGCAAGUAAAUAUGUUACGCUUUUUCUCAUUCUCCACCUUCAUAUAUACCAGUCCAAGUAUUUUCCUCUCUGAAUUCUAUAUCCAGUACCUUCUCUUCAGAGAGUUAAGGAGAUUUGGAAUUUAGAGAAGUGGCUUUAGACGAACUAUAUAGAUUAGAUCCAGUGAAAAAACUGCUUGCUUCUAAAGAGAGCAUCUUCUUUUGGCCUUCAAAAAUCUAAAACUAAAUCUUUGCACACAUUGGCAGGAAGGUAUUGACUAUGUAAUUGAGUGAGUGGUGCCUGGGUUGUGUCUUAAAGAAAUGUGAGGUGUCCUGUAAGUGAAGGCAUUGUCCAAGUCUCAGCUCCUAAAGACAAUGGUCAAAGAACAGAUUUGAGUUGUGGGAAAGUAGAAGUUUCUAUAUAGAUUUUAUCUCCGUUGAGCAGCACAGAACCAAUUUUAAAUUCCAGACUUUAGGGGUGGGCAAAAUAUUUUGAAUUCAAGAUGUUUGGAGAUUGAAAGAGUUGUUCUAAGUUCAGAAUGGUUCUUCUGACCUUACUGGAAGUGUUCAAGGCUCAAAACAAUUCUGCCUCAAGUUUGAAAUAUUUCUGAGCUUAAAAUAGGACAUUUCAAGGUCAGAACACUUUUAGAAUGGUUGAAACAACUGCUUUGAACUCACGGUAUUUUGAAUUCAGAAUGUUUGCACACUGCCACUAAAUCUUAAUGAAUCUUAGCUAAAAUAAAUAGUUCUAGCUUUCAGGGCCAGUUCAAGAACAGUGUAGGUUAAUACUGCACUUUAGCAAUAGCAGUUAUGUAGUUUAAUUGCCAUCAUCAUGCCAUCUUGUUUUUAGAUUCCUCUGUUGAAAAAUAUUAUCAGGAAGAAUGGAAGUUUAAAGCUCCCCAUUUCUCAUGAAGGCUGAAGCGUAUAAAAGCACUUAAUAUUGGAGGAUCGUCUCUAAAAUUUGGUAAACAUCUUUGAGGGUUCCAAAACAAAGCUUUAGCUUUCAGGAUUCUUUUGGCAAGAAUGGGCCGUGUUUCAAAACUAAUUGCCUUCCCAUACGUUUGUUUGCCUGAGCAGGCUAGAGGGUAAAACAGUAAAUUGACUGUUUAUUUGCAAUAGGAAGUGACGAUGAUUAAAUAACCUCUGACAAUCUACAGUUCAUACUGUUGAUUUUAAAAUAAUUUGAUGAGGGGGUUUUGCCACCUUCUUCCCUGAUCAUCAUGAUACAACAAAUAGAUCAAAGUUAUUUUGCUUUAAAUCCUUUACAUCAGGUGUGUAUCAAUUUUUUAAGGUUAUAUUUCUAGUUAAGGACCUCUCUGCAAGUUAGAAUAGAAUACUUCAGAAGGAAGAUUUCAUUGCAAGAUUGAUUUUAGUCUAUAUAUGUGUUUCUCAAUCUCAGCAACUUUACACUGGGUGGACUUCAACUCCCAGAAUUCCCUAGCCAGCAUGCUGGCUGGGGAAUUCUGGGAGUUGAAGUCCACCCAGCUUAAAGUUGCUGAGGUUGAGAAACACUGGUCUAUAUUAUUAGAGGGUGAUUGGCAGAUAAGGUUGUGUAUGGAGUCACAGUGGUAUCCAAACUCUGCCCUCACUUUAUUCACUUUAGCUGUUACUAGAGACCCUGGUUUGUGGCCUUUUCCUAAGGAAACUGUUUAAGGGAUUUAAAAAUCUUAACUAUAUAAAGGGUGUGUGCCUAGAGACCUCAACACAAAAUUAACUCCAGUACUGAAAAAUGACCUCAUGUUGAUUCGGAACCCAAACGUCCAGAGCAUAAAGAGAAUAUUGAAAAGAUUUGAUCAGUGGAUUGUUCAGCUUGUUCUUGUUUAUUUUCUUACUGGCCCAUGAAGGGUUGAGGUGAGGGGGAGGAGGUAAAAAUGUCUUGCUGAAAGAAAUGUUUAGUGUGUUCUGUGAAGCUGUGUAUCAGUUGUGAUGAUUUCUCGUCCCUUUUUGUCUGCAUUGCCAAUACAAUCCUUGUAAUUUAGAAA
Candoia aspera is the source of this 5249-nucleotide messenger RNA. RefSeq names its product cap methyltransferase 1 (gene CMTR1). Gene Ontology annotation, molecular function: methyltransferase cap1 activity; protein binding; nucleic acid binding. Gene Ontology annotation, biological process: 7-methylguanosine mRNA capping. Bases 179 to 2692 code for a protein of 837 amino acids. The transcript has 24 exons. The record is from RefSeq and is a predicted model, not a curated record. Lineage: Eukaryota; Metazoa; Chordata; Lepidosauria; Squamata; Candoiidae. Gene Ontology annotation, cellular component: cytoplasm; nucleus.